CGACGGAAGGAGGACGGCUGGGGAGUCGCAGCCCGGGAUUGUAAAUAAGACCGUCUAAACUGUGUUUUAUUUACAAAAGUGAUGCCGGCUGUUUUAGAGUACCGUUCCCAGUUGUUUUAAGUCGUUUUUCCUUAUUUUUGGCUCUAUUUCUCGCCUAUUUCCGUGUGGUUUUACACUACGCGUAUAAUGGCGAGCUCGGCAAACUCGAACCCAGUGCCUAAACUUUAUAGGUCUGUGAUUGAGGAUGUGAUCAGCGAGGUUCGAGAGCUGUUCCUGGACGAGGGAGUGGAUGAGCAGGUGCUUCUGGAGCUAAAAACGCUAUGGGAAAACAAACUGUUGCAGUCGAAGGCAGUGGAGGGCUUCCACACGGAGGAGCAGGUUGCCCUGCAGGCCGCUCAGCAGCAGCAGCAACAGCAGCAGCAGGUUCAGCAGGUCCAACAAGUCCAGCAAGUCACCCAGCCAGCACAGGCCCAGCAAGUCAUCCUGCCUCCUCAGCAGCAGCAAGCUCCCCAGCAGCAAGUCAUUGUUCAGGAUUCAAAGAUUCUUCAGCACAUGAGUGCAACAGGGAUGAGUGCAGCAGCAACUGCAGCAACCCUCGCUUUGCCCACAGGAGUCACCCCAUACCAACAGCUUAUCACCAGCCAAGGUCAGAUUCUUCAGGUGGUGCGUGCUCCUAAUGGGGCUCAGUACAUCAUCCAGCCCCAGCAGCAGAUCCUCCUGCAGCAGCAGAUGCAACCUGGUGGUGUGCAGCCCCCCGUCAUACAGCAGGUUCUAGCUCCUCUGCAGGGAGGCCUUCCCCAGCAAACAGGAGUCAUCAUCCAGCCGCAGCAGAUUGUUUUAGCUUCAGGAAAACAAGUGCAAGGCAAUGCACAGGUGAUGCAGGCAGCAGGUAUGGCACAGCAGCCCGGACAAGCAACAACAGCAGCUCUGGUGCAGCAGCUUCAGCAGGCCCAGGGUGCAGCUGCACCACAGGCCCCAGCUCAGCCACAGGCCCAGCAGCAAGCCCAGCCUCAGGCUCAGGCUCAGCCUCAAACCCAGCAGCCGCCCAUGAUGCUGCAGGUGGAUGGCGCGGGGGACACCUCCUCAGAAGAGGAUGAGGAUGAGGAGGAGGAGUACGAUGAAGAUGACGAGGAGGAGAAGGACAAGGAUGGGGGAGAGGAUGGGCAGGUUGAAGAGGAGCCUUUGAACAGUGGAGAUGAUGUGAGUGAUGAAGAGGACCAGGAGCUGUUUGAUACAGAGAAUGUAGUAGUGUGCCAGUAUGAUAAGAUUCACAGAAGUAAGAACAAAUGGAAAUUCCACCUGAAGGACGGGAUCAUGAAUCUGAAUGGGAGAGACUUUGUCUUCUCCAAAGCCAUUGGGGAUGCCGAAUGGUGAAGAAAAAAACAAAAAACAGACAAAGUGACAGCAGGAGCAGGAACUCUGUAACUCCUUCUAUCCGGUCAACAGACUCUUCAGUACCCUUCCAUAUCCUGUGACUGGAUUCAUUUCAGGAAAUCUUUUCUGAGUCUGUGAGAACUCUGGUAAACCCAAAGGACUGUGAGGUACCGUGAAAAAAAAAAAAAAAACAGGGUGUCGUCAAAAACACUCCACCGGCCUUGCAGGCUGAGAAACCUACAAGGAAGGGGAAGUCCUGUGAGCAGAGUGUUCUUGUGAUUUUUGUUUUUUCAGGCUUCUCUUACCUUUUUUCCUGAGAGAAUUCAAAUGUUUGAAAAGUAAGCAUUUCACAUCGUACAGGUGUAGUGGACCAGGGCGACCCGACCUGCCCUGUUGCAGGAGGCCGGACGUCAUUCAUUAGGACCCUGUAGAUGAAUAACACCUUCACGAUGCACUGUAGUCGGUUGACUGGAUUGACAUGCGUCUACAUUUAAGUCUAAACUUAGUGCCACCAGUCGAGAUCGCUGCCUUUAGAACGGCCAGAAUCACCUUUUGGCUUCUUAGUUUUUGUUCUUGGAUUGUCUUGAGUCAUGUUCAUGUCAAAGGUGCUCCAGAGUGUUUUAUGUAGUUUAAUAACCUGUUCUGUUUUAAACAUUUUUAAUCAUGUUUGGUGUAGGGUUAAGACAAAGAAGGUAAAGUAACAUUAAUCCUAAAAUAAUUACUAAUUGUCUGAAGGCAUUUUUUUUAACCUUUGGAGAGUGCUGUAUCCAAAAAUACCAUUUGAUUUCCUAAUCGGCUUCUCUGGAGCUUCAUUCCAUCUUUUUCCCAAAAUGUAACAAAAAAAGGAAGAUCCAACACUGAACUCAUUAAUGAAUUGUACAAAAAUGUCUCAAAGUUUAUCCUGUUGGUGUAUCUUCUUUGCUCUUAUUUUAGUUCUCUGCAGCCGUCUGAAGAUUUGCACUGUCAGUUUAUCAAUGUGUUGUGAAAUCAGUCAGUUGCGUUAAUCAAUAGCCACAGAGUGCUCUGUUCUGUUCGUGUGCGAGAGUGAGUGAUUGUUCUCGUGUGUAUGGUUGCGUGUGUUCUCACAGCUUUUUUUGUGAAUGUUAUAGUUUAAUUUCUUGCACACCCCAUAAUCUCAAAAAUAGAGAUUUCCUUCUCUUCUUUUCAGUUGGGGAAAGAUGAAGUCCCCCCAGUUUUUUUUUUUAAUUUAUUCCUAAAAGUUAACAACAUGCUCUAUUUUUUUGAGAAGUUGGAAAGCCGCACCAAACUGUGCUCUUAUAAUCAAAUAAGUGUUCCUUUAUUUUCUGUUGGCUGGACAAAGCGACUUUCUGCUGUGUUCCAAAUCAUUUCGUCCACCAUAUGUUCUCCUGUGCUUUCAUUUUAUUCAUAACUUUUAAAUGAAAAUAUUUUCUAUCGAAGUGAGUUGAACUCGGGGCCCGUGUGUUUCUCUGCAGUUUGUUUUUAGUGCCCCUGUUGCAGCAAUUUGAAAUAAAGUACGUGUUUUUGA
Molecule: messenger RNA, 2881 nt
Organism: Cheilinus undulatus (humphead wrasse)
Lineage: Eukaryota; Metazoa; Chordata; Actinopteri; Labriformes; Labridae
Gene: gtf2a1
Product: general transcription factor IIA, 1
Exons: 10
Coding region: 187-1374 (395 amino acids)
Biological process (GO): transcription initiation at RNA polymerase II promoter; transcription by RNA polymerase II
Cellular component (GO): transcription factor TFIIA complex
Source: RefSeq, a predicted model, not a curated record